AUGGUUCAAAAUUGUUUUGUGACUGAAAAGAUCUUGAAGGAACAUAACUUGACUGAGCUGAGGCUGAAAACAACAAUGGACAGAGAAGAGUACAAUGCAACAAAAGUUUACUUUGAGAGAGUUGCACUUAGAGGUUAGUCAACAGAAAGUUACAUAGAUGACUUAUCUUUUCAAAAAUAGUUGAUAGGUUUUUGUACACAAUCCACUACUCUUUCGCAAUGGAGUACCAUAGGGUUUUAAGAUUUAUGCAAAGUUUCUGACCAGGACAGAACUUGUUGUAACAUUGAAUAAGCUUGUGUUGGCUAUUUAAGUCCUGACAAUGCUAGAAGUGAUUUGUUUACAAGAUAUUGGUCAGCCUCAGUCUAAAGUUUCACUAUGAGUUGGUUGAAUUCUCUUCAUUUUAACAAAUUUAAACAGUUUAUGCUUAGUGAUUUUAGAAUGUGCUUUAAUUCUUACACAAUAUAGGUGUGUAUUUCUUUUAUCUUAUUCAAUUUUUUUGUUUCAAGCGUAGUAAUAUUCAUAUUUUUUAUUAUCAGACUAGGCGUAACAAUAUUCACAUUUUUUUAUUAUCAGACCUUUGUAGCUUGUACAUGUACUGUAUGUUUUGUUUACCCAUUUCAGGUCUUGUGAUAUUUACUCUAGAGAACUUACUCUUUCCUCUCUGGUCCCAUUUUUUUUUAUGAAUAUGGAUUACAGUAGUCACAUUUGCCAUCCGUAGUAACUUUUUUCUUCAAACAAGGAGUUAUUUUAAGUAAGAGAAGGGAACUAAUUUCAGAAUCUGAUUUGAAAAUUUAUGACAUGAGGAUCUCACUUGAUUUUACCAAUAUCAAAUUUUGAAAUUGUUAAGUCUUUGAGAACUUCUUUUACGUGAGAAAUUCAGUAUAUUCUAAUAAUAUAUGUGGUUCCUCCACUAUCCCUAACAUAAUUGAUCAUGAUCUACUUGCCACUGUAUGCUGUUGGCAAUCAUUGCUAAUUUAUUUUGGCUCAUGUAUGUUUUUCAGAAAUUAGAGAAACUAUACCAGGGAGGGAUGAGAGAUCAGCAUCUGUCAGUGCAGAUCAGCCUUGCAAGCAACUCAAGGAAGAGUUGACUUCUGAUGACUACAGUAAAGGUAAAUUGUGAGGGCAUUAGGUGAAUCAUCCAAUUCAAAUUUCCUUUCACCUUACUCAGUAUACCUUUGUUGUCACUUUGAGUUGGUUGAAUUCUCUUCAUUUGUUUAUUUUUUUUUAAUAAACCUGGCACCAGCAACCUGUCACCACUGCGUAUACAGUGCUCAUUUUCUUUGGGUUUUGUUUUACUUUAUUUGUAAUUAUAAACUUAAUAUGGAAAAUGGGUAAGCAAAUAGUUUUAGUCAGCCAUAAUUUGUGAUUGAGGGUUUAUGAACAAAGGAAUUAUGUAUAUGGUGACUUUGAAGAAAAAUCAGAUCUUUGUUAUACAGUCAACCCUUGAUUAUCUGCAUUUUUUUAUUUUCCACCCUUGCCUAUCUGGUCCAAUUUUUGUAAUAUUAUAAAUAAAUCAUAUUCAAGAUUCAUCACAACAUUUUGCACAUGUAGCUAAACUCCCUUUAAACUGAAUUUUUUUUGCUUUUCAAAGCUGUUGAAUGUUUUAAGAAGUGAUUAACAUGGUUGGUAAGACAAAAAACAGAAUUGACAGUAUUCAACUAACUUGGUAACUUCAAAAAAUGAUGAAAUUUAGCAAAGCGUACAUGCUGUAGCAACUUGAGACAAACUAAAUUAUGCUAGCAUUUCAGGUUGGUGUAAAACAUUGGUUAGCUUGUAAAUACCUUUGGUAAAUACUUUUAACAACUUGAAACAGUUUAUGCACAAUGAUUUUAGAAUGAGCAAGUCCAGGCAAGCUUCAGGCAAGCUUCAAAUGAAAAGGUUAAACGAAGUUCGUCCUCCGCAGCCCCUCAAUCUGUGAAGCGCCGUAUAGAUAAAUUUCAUCCUAACUCCUACAACGCCAUUGGCUGGAAAUACAGCGCUUUUUCAAAACUUUCCACCUUUUUUUUUUUCGCUAUUAAAGAACAGCUGCAUGAAGCGUGCAUAUAAUAAAUCUUCUGUUAUCUUUGAAGGAGUCAUUCGCUGCUCUCGCCAUUUUAAUGUCGGUAAUUAAACUUUUUUUUUAACAGAUUCUGUAUUAAAGAAGUCCAGGCAAGCUUCAAAUGAAAAGGUUAAACGACGUUCGUCCUCCGUUGCCACUCAAUCUGAGAAGCGCCUUAAAGGUAAAUCUCAUCUUAAGUCCUACAACGCCAUUGGUUAGAAAUCCAGCGCUUUUUCAAAACUUUCCACCCUUUUCUUUUUUGCCAUUAAAGAACAACUUCAUAAAGCCUGCAUGUAACAAGCCUUUUGUUAUCUUUGAAGGAGUCAUUCGCUGCUCUUGCCAUUUUAAUCUUGGUGAUUAAACUUUUUUUUUACCAGAUGCCGCGGUAAACAAGUCCAGGCAAGCUUCAAAGGAAAAGGUUCAACGACGUUCGUCCUCUGUUGCCACUCAAUCUGUGAAGCGCCGUAAAGGUAAAUUUCAUUUUAAGUCUUACAACGCCAUUGGCUGGAAAUCCAGCGCUUUUUCAAAACUCUCCACCAUUUUUUUUUUGCCAUUAAAGAACAGCUGCAUGAAACCUGCAUAUAACAGGCCUUCUGUUAUCUUUGAAGGAGUCUUUCUAUGCUCUUGCCAUUUUAAUCUUGGUGAUUAAACUUUUUUUUACCAGAUGCCGCGGUAAACAAGUCCAGGCAAGCCUUAAAUGAAAAGGUUAAACGACGUUCGUCCUCUGUUGCCACUCAAUCUGUGAAGCGCCGUAAAGGUAAAUUUCAUUUUAAGUCUUACAACGCCAUUGGUUAGAAAUCCAGCGCUUUUUCAAAACUUUCCACCCUUUUUUUUUUUGCUAUUAAAGAACAGCUGCAUGAAGCCUUCACAUAACAAGCCAUUUGUUAUCUUUGAAGGGUCAUUCGCAGUUCUUGCCUUUUUAAUCUCAGUGAUUAACAUCAAUGGUUAUUCAAAGACAUGUGCGUUCAAGAACGAAGUAUGUUGUUUACUUGCAGGUUCCGACCAUUGUCUAAUUGUGGAACACCUUGAAGGUGAAUACAUCAGACGCUCCAAUUUAAAACCACUGCUGUGGGAUAGCGACAUCCAACUACCUAUUGAUGAAGUCUACACAAGGUUGCAAAUGAAUUGGAGAAAGAAGGCGUACUUUCAGCUAACAGAGAAGAAGGUUCACAUGUAUGAAAUUUUCAAGCCUGCUAGGAAGGGUGAAAAGGGCGCCAGAAUGGUACUUGUAGAAGGAAACCCUGGGAUUGGGAAGACUACGUUUUGCCUUAAAAUUGCAAAUGAUUGGGCCAAAAAUUUAGUACCAGUAGAGUUUGACUUCCCCAUGUUUCAGUUGUUGUUUCUUCUGAAAUGCUGUGAUAUUCACGAAGAUACUAAAGACAUAGUACAAGCCAUCGAUGAGCAACUUCUGAAUGAUGACAUUAACAAUAAGGAAGAAUUUUUGGAUCACAUCAGAGAUGGUAAGAAUCAGGACGUGAUUCUUUUAAUUCUGGAUGGUCUUGAUGAGUUACCAGAAGCAUCAGAAAAAGUCGUAGAUAGGCUAUUUAGAAGAAAAGUUUUCUCGCGCUGUUUUAUUUUGGCCACCUCACGCGAAGAAAAAGGAAUCGAUGUCCGGCGGCGCUAUGACUUUGAUACACUCUUGCAGAUUAAAGGGUUUACCUCAAAGAACGCUACAGAUUACGUCAGAAAGCAUUUUAAAAGCGUUGAUCCACAAAAUUUGUCAAAAGGCGAGAAGCUCCUUGAAGCUGUUCAAACAAAUACUCACCUAAGUGUGCUAAGGAGCAAUCCGUUGAAUCUACUUCUCUUGUGCGUCGUCUUUGAAGACUUUGAAGGGGAACUACCAUCUAAUCGCACUAAGCUUUAUCAGAUUAUUUUUCGAUGCUUGUUGAGGCGAUAUUGCUCCCGAAAUGGCUUGAACGUUCAUCGGAAUGCCGACAAAGCCCUAGAGAAUCAAUUUAAAGAGUCCCUACUUGUGCUAGGGGAGUUAGCGUGGAGUUGUCUUCGAGAAGACCGCCAUUCGUUUUCAGAAGAGGAACUGGACAAGUUAGAACAUUCGAGGACCCAUGUGAGAAGAUUUCCAGCUAUCAAAUUGGGCCUUGUUUUCAUGGAAGCCAGUUCAAGGCCAAGUCAGGAACCAAGACAUCAGUGUCAUUUUCUUCACAAAACAUUUCAAGAGUUUUUAGCUGCCUUUUACCUAGCGAACCAGUUGUCAAGAAGACAACUUAACCUUACUAAUCAUUCUCUUUUCUGCAAAGAAAGUAUGUUAGGUAGAUACAGAGAAGUAUUUUUCUUUUUAGCCGGCAUAUUAGGCAUGGAAGGAAGGGUGUUUUUCAAAGAGAUUGUUGCGAUUUUAAGAGAACACUUGCGCUGGGACUACGUGGACGCAGUGUGUGAGUUCUUACUUAAGCUUUUGAAAGAGAGUGGUGCUGCAGACGAUUUAGGCAAAGUUGCCUGCUCCCGUAUUCCAUUACCAAACGUUUUGAAGUUGGAUCGGUUCCUGCGGCCUUUUUUGAAACUUAUACGAUAUGUGUGCGAAGGCGCCAUACUCGAAGGUGAUGCGGCAUCAGUGCAGCUAACUAAACUAAGCCUGUCGGACGUGCAGUUUUUCAGUGAAGACAAUGUGAACGAUCUCCAUGGAAUUCUCGGAAGCAGUCAAACUCUCACAGAGCUUGUCAUUGGUAAUAUCGAGAACAUAUCCCCUGAUGUUGCAGAUCUGUUCGCUGAGAGUUUUUCGUCAAGCACGUCACUAAGAACAGCCACGCUAAAACUGUUUGACGUGAGUAGUGAGAGGUGCGCCAGUAAUGUUAGUACCUUGUUAUCGACUCUCUCGCAAUUGGAAUGUCUUUCGCUUGAAGUCUUUGGUGUUCUGAACAACACUGCUGCACAAGUCGUGAAAGCUUCAUUCAAAUCAUCGCGAAUUUCUCUCGUGCUUAUUGUUCAUGGGGAUCAGAAUGACUGUUUAAUGUCGACUGUUAGUGAAGGACUUGCAGAUGAAACCGCGGUAAAGUCUCUUAGUCUUGUCGUUUAUGGAAGAGUUAGCAACCCUGGAAUCGUAGCACUGCAGAAAGGUGUUCUGCGAAAUAGAACUUUGCACUCUUUAGAGUUAAAGAUUUACGGAGAUAUCCCAGAUGCGUGGAUGGCAGCUGUUGCUACCGUACUGGCAGCCAAUAAGUCAUGGAAGUCUCUUAUUAUUCAUCCAAAUGUGUACGGGAAAAUUAAAUAUGAAGCAGGUUUGCUGCCCUAUCCUAUUCGAGGUGAUGCCUCACUAGAGAAGUCAUUAACCGUGAACGUCUGCUGUGAACUGAGCGUUCACAGCUUAAAAGCCCUUACAGAGUUUUUCAAGGAAAGUUCGCCACUAUCUGGUUUGCAGUUGAAUGUCCAAAGUAAACAAAGCAAUGAAGUCGUGGAUUGUCUAGUAGACUAUUUUCUGGCUAACAAUUCACUGUCCUCACACAGUAUUAUUAACCUUAGUGGUGAAAUCAGAAGCUACGAAGGAACUGCUCUUCAGAGAUUAGUUCAAGAGGGUCAAAAGCAUUCUGUCUCAGUGCACUUGAAUGGUCUUGAUGAGGAUCACUUUUUAAGUGGUUUUUAUACUCUCGCCAAUUUUUCGUCAGCGUCGGCCGCGUUUUUAGUUGAUGGAAAGACUGCCACAUACCUUGAAGUCAUCAAACUAUUAAGCUCUGCGACAACAUCCUCGUUCAAUCUCACAGUUAAUCAUCACGCUGCUGUGGGAAGGGAAGACUGGGCAAAGGGUGUGGGUAGCGGCUUGGCGAACAGUCUUACAGUUAACAAUCACGCUGAAGAAAUGGGACUCUGGGCCAGCCGUGUGGGUGAUGGUUUGGCGAACAGCAGAUCACUAACUACAUUCAGUCUCACAGUUAACAAUCACGCUGAAGACAUCAUGGGAGUCUGGGCCAGCGGUGUGGGUGAUGGUUUGGCGAACAGCAGAUCACUAACUACAUUCAGUCUCACAGUUAACAAUCACGCUGAAGACAUCACGGGAGACUGGGCCAGCGGUGUGGGUCAUGGUUUGGCGAACAGCAGAUUACUAACUACAUUCAGUCUCACAGUUAACAAUCACGCUGAAGACAUGGGACUCUGGGCCAGCGGUGUGGGUGAUGGUUUGGCGAACAGCAGAUUACUAACUACAUUCAGUCUCACAGUUAAUAAUCACGCUAUAGACAUGAGACUCUGGGCCAGCCGUGUGGGUGAUGGCUUGGCGAAAAGCAGAUCACUAACUACAUUCAGUCUCACAGUUAACAAUCACGCUAAAGACAUCAUGGGAGACUGGGCCAGCGGUGUGGGUAAUGGUUUGGCGAAGAGCAGAUCACUAUUUACAUUCAGUCUCACAGUUAACAAUCACGCUAAAAAAAGACAUGGGACGCUGGGCCAGCGGUGUGGGUAAUGGUUUGGCCAAGAGCAGAUCACUAACUACAUUCAGUCUCACCGUUAACAAUCACGCUGAAGACCAGGGAUUCUGGGCCUGCCGUGUGGGUGAUGGUUUGGCGAAGAGCAGAUCACUAACUACAUUCAGUCUCACAGUUAACAAUCACGCUGAAGACAUCACGGGAAACUGGGCCGGCGGUGUGGGUGAUGGUUUGACGAACAGCAGAUCACUAACUACAUUCAGUCUCACAGUUAACAAUAAGGCUAAAGACAUGGGACGCUGGGCCAGCGGUGUGUGUAAUGGUUUGGCGAAGAGCAGAUCACUAACUACAUUCAAUCUCACAGUUAACAAUCACGCUGAAGACAUGGGAGACUGGGCCAGCGGUGUGGGUGAUGGUUUGGCGAACAGCAGCUCAUUAACUACAUUCAGUCUUACCGUUAACAAUCACGCGGGCGAAAUAGGUCGCUGGACGAACGACUUAAGCAAGGGCUUGGUUGAGAGCGGUUCUUUAAGAACGAUAAGAGUAGCAUUUAACUUGUACGGUGAGGACAGAAUUCGCUAGAUGUUUAGCCAGUCUCUCUCCCAUCCAUUUUUUCCCUUUCUAUUGAAUGCGUGGAUAGAACUUCGUAGAGCUAGAAAUUAGGACAAGGACACAGUUGAAGAGAAACAACCGUGUUAAAAUUCAUUUUAUUUGUCGGUAGAGACUGUAAGAAGUUUACUAAAAUUUUUUGGUCGGGACACAAGAAUUCAAACACUUGACAUACUUUUCUUCGUCUUAUGCUUAGCAGUGUUGUUAGUGAAGUGUAUUUGCUUGUAUAUGAAAGAGUUCAUUUUUAGUCGGUGUUAAAAAUAGCAUUUGUUCGUGCUAGUUUUACUCUUUGCACAAUCUGUGUCAGGGUGGCAAAUUUUUGGUUCGAAC
Pocillopora meandrina is the source of this 7344-nucleotide messenger RNA. Lineage: Eukaryota; Metazoa; Cnidaria; Anthozoa; Scleractinia; Pocilloporidae. The record is from the annotation of a GenBank genome assembly.